Messenger RNA from Daktulosphaira vitifoliae (grape phylloxera), 2018 nucleotides. RefSeq names its product zinc finger protein Noc-like. The record is from RefSeq and is a predicted model, not a curated record. The coding region runs from base 193 to 1467 and encodes 424 amino acids. The transcript is spliced from 2 exons. Gene Ontology annotation, biological process: negative regulation of DNA-templated transcription. Gene Ontology annotation, cellular component: nucleus. NCBI's taxonomy places the organism in Eukaryota, Metazoa, Arthropoda, Insecta, Hemiptera, Phylloxeridae.
CCAGUCUACCAGCGCGUAUGUUGGACAGUCUUUCUACGACACCAGUGCCGUAAGCAUCUCGCUCGUUUACUGUUUGUAGUGUGUGUCCGACCGAAGUUAAAAUAAUUAUAGUUUGUGUGAAUUUUAAUAUUAUUUGUGAAUUUCGAUUUUGUUUUCUGUGAACUGUGAUCCAAUUGAUUACCGUAUUCGACUAUGGCAAUUAUGGAUACGAAUUCCGAGAAUCACCAGUAUCAAUACAUUCAGGAUAACUCCAUGGCAUCGCUGGAUUCAAAGACAAGUCCGCUGGCCAUGUUAGUGCGCACCUGCAGCCAAAUAGGCGCUGAUCCACCGACGGUUCCUAAAUCCAAGAAGCCACCGACACCAGCCACGACACCUAUGACAGCUGCCGAUCGUCCACACAGUGCUUCGCCUGCUGCCGCUUAUCAUCUGAGCCAAACCAAGCGCAACUACAACAACAAUUACAUUGAAGAUCCAAAACCGGCAAAGUUGAAUUUUAAACCGUAUGAAAAUACUGUACUCACCCAUAACAACAACAACGACGAUGACAGUAGACCCAGAAGCAGUAGCUCCGAGGACAACAACGCGAGUACCAAGAAGAGGAAGUCGGCUUCUCCUCGAGACGAUUGCCUGACCGCUGCCAAGAGACGAGCGCCCGAAACAGAACAGCAAACCGCUAAUCCCAUCAUAAGAUCCGGUUUAGAAGUGAUGCACGGCACUAAAGGUUUUUGUCCUCCGCCACCGUCGUCUUACAAGUCGGACGCUCUAGCCGCUUUUAGGCACACGUAUUUACCCGGUGCUCCUUGGAUGGCCGCUUCGUUGGCCGCCGCCGCUGCAGCCGCUGCUCACCACAAACCUGCCGGUGGUGAUUGCAAGGAUCCAAUCUGUCUGUCUACCGGCGGUUGUGCUGCUUCCGCUGUUAGCCCAUACCAUCACUCCGUGAUGGCUGCCGUUGGAUGUCCGGCCGGUUGUACACAAUGUGAUCAGCAACGUUACUUAUCUUCGUUGAUGGCGGCCGCAGCACCAUUUUACGCCCCUUCCGUGGCUCGCCCGUAUACAUGUAGUUGGGUGAUACCGUCUCCAUCAUCACCGGCAACGGAAUCACCAGCCGCUGCGCCUUCGUUGUGUGGCAAGAGCUUCAGCACGUCCGAAGAACUAUUGCAACACAUUCGAACCCACACUUCGGCCGCCGGACCAAUGUCACCAACUACGGCGGCCGCAGCUGCAGCAUUUUCCGCCUACAACAAUCACUUGUCCAGGCACUUGUUCCAUCAUCCGGCAGCAGCUUCACCGUACGGUGCAUCUUUGCCAUACGCCGGCAAACACAUGCCGCCACCGUCUCCGUACAGUGCUUUCAACCCCACUACCGCAUACUACCCAGGGGCCGCCGCUGCUGCCGCAGCCGCCGCUUAUCAUCAUCAGCUGUACGCUGUUCCCGGACGCGACGGAUCAGCUACCGUGAGCCGUUAAUGAAACUCCCCCGGAAUAUAAAUUGUUGUUAUGUGCCACUGUGAUAGCGUUUAUUUGAAAGGACGCCUCCUACACGAGGAGCAGAAAGACUUCGGAUCGUUUAAUCUCCACUCUCCUCAUGAAUCGAUGAUGACUAUUGUUUUUUUCUUUUUAAUCAUUUUUAGUAUUUAUUUAAAAAAAAAAUUGUCUAAUUUUUUAAAAGGAAGAAGACAUUUUGUUAUUGAUAACCGUACUGCGGUUUUAUGUUAUUUUAGUCCGUGUACAUAUUCCGAGUGUGUGUGUUACUAAAGUUAAUUUCACAUUAUUAAUUAUGUUUUUUGUUAACAUCAGGUUAUGACUUGAUUUCAUUUUCGAAUCAUCAAAAUUUAAUAAUUGCAAUUUUUAUUUUUUAUAGACACGUUGUUAUUUUUAAUAUUAUUAAAUCAAAGUUGAUAUAUAAUACUCAACAAUGUAUUUUUUUUUCAAUUGAAUUAGUUAUUAGUUAUGUAUACAGAUAUAAUAAAUAUGUAUAAAAAAAAGUAAAUAAAUAAUAAAUAAUAAAAAUCACCAAA